Messenger RNA from Blastocystis hominis, 1469 nucleotides. RefSeq lists its product as hypothetical. Lineage: Eukaryota; Bigyra; Opalinata; Blastocystidae. Gene Ontology annotation, cellular component: U2-type catalytic step 1 spliceosome; cytoplasm; Prp19 complex. Gene Ontology annotation, biological process: protein ubiquitination; mRNA splicing, via spliceosome; DNA repair. The record is from RefSeq and is a predicted model, not a curated record. The coding region runs from base 14 to 1468 and encodes 484 amino acids. Gene Ontology annotation, molecular function: ubiquitin protein ligase activity; protein binding. The transcript is spliced from 8 exons.
UCCAUUCGACACAAUGUUUUGUGCAAUUUCCGGAGAAGUGCCUCACGAGCCUGUCGUUUCGAAAAAGACGGGAUAUAUUUAUGAGAAAAGCCUCAUUACAAAGUAUAUUGAAGCCGAGGGGAAGUGCCCGAUUACUGGAGAGGAGCUCGACCUCAGCGAUCUGAUCGAUGUAAAGACUCAGCCCUUAGUAAAGCCCAAACCCACGCCGGCGACCAGCAUUCCUGGUCUGCUCGUCUCUCUGCAGAACGAGUGGGACAGCAUGAUGCUCGAGUCGUUCACGCUCAAAAAGCACCUCCAAGCGGUUCGUCAGGAGCUUAGCCAGGCUUUGUACCAGCACGAAGCCGCGUGCCGCGUGAUCGCCCGUCUGAUCAAGGAGCGCGACGAAGCGCGCGCCGCUCUGGCCAGCGUGGAAUCGGCGGCCGUGUCGGUGCCCGAAGGCCCCAAAAUGGAAGUGGAAGAAUCGAAGAUCAGCGACGAAAUGCUCUCCAAAAUGACGCGUCGUGCCAAGGAGAGCUUCAAAACGCGUCCCAAGCGCGUGAUCCCCUCCGACCUGGCGACCUCGGAGGACAUCAGCAAGUGGUCUCUGCAAUCGACCUACUCCGCGCACAAAACGGCGCAUCCCCGCGUGAACGCGCUGCGGAUCUCCGCGGUGAGCCCGGACCUUGUUCUGAGCGGCGGCGACGACGGUCAGGUGCUUCUGUACGACGCCUCAGCGCAGCGCGUGGAGCGUCGCUUCGAAGGCCACGCGAAGCCGGUGAGCUCGGCCUUGCUGGUGGAGUCGGGCAGUGCCCGCGUCGUGGUGUCGGGGUCGCUGGACCGCACGGUGCGCGUGUGGAGCGGAGAGGAGCGGCCGACGAUCCUGCGCGCGCACUCGGAGGAGGUGACCGGGCUCGCGCUGCAGCCCACCGGGGAGUUCUUCGUGUCCUGCGGGCGCGACGGGCUGUGGGCGUUCUACGAUCUGGCGGCGGCGCGGCUGGUGCAGACGGUGCGGAGCGAGAAGAGCGCGCUGGAGACCGCGGAGUUCCACCCCGAUGGGCUGAUCCUGGCGACCGGGACGCGCGAGGGCGUGGUGCAGGUCUGGGACAUGAAGACGCAGAGCUGCGUGGCGAGCUUCGGCGAGGCGGGAGAGCCGGCGAGGGCGGUGCAGGCGGUGGCGUUCAGCGAGAACGGAUACACGAUGGCGAGCGGAGGCGAGGACGGCAAGGUGCGCGUGUGGGAUCUGCGGAACGGAGAGUGCGUGAAGGAGUGGGAGGUCGGGUCCGCGGUGAGGGCGCUGCAGUUCGAUUUCGCGGGGUGCUAUCUGGGCGUGGGAAGCGACGCGGUGAGCGUGUGGGAGAGCAAGGCGUGGACGAAGGUCUGGGAAUGCGCGGAGGACGCGGACGGGUAUCACUGCCUGGCGUUCGGAGACAAGGCCAAGUACUUGCUGGCGGGCUGUGGGAACCGCUCCGUUGCUCGCUUUUCGUUGUAGU